This is a messenger RNA of Zingiber officinale, 4539 nucleotides long. RefSeq names its product probable histidine kinase 4. Bases 1211 to 4144 code for a protein of 977 amino acids. The transcript is spliced from 11 exons. Gene Ontology annotation, biological process: phosphorelay signal transduction system; phosphorylation. Lineage: Eukaryota; Viridiplantae; Streptophyta; Magnoliopsida; Zingiberales; Zingiberaceae. Gene Ontology annotation, molecular function: phosphorelay sensor kinase activity. The record is from RefSeq and is a predicted model, not a curated record.
UUUUUUGGUUUUUUCUCCAUAUUUUUUUCCGUCUUUUAUUUUGUCCUCUUUCACGUGGCCGAAGACGUUAAACCCUAAUGGCUGAAACAGAAAUAAACCUGAGCAAUCCCUGAUCCCUCAAUGUAGAUCUGACGUCGAGAGAUUGAUUACCUCUCCCUCCGCGUCAUCCAUGGCUGAAGGUGGGUGAACGCUCUUCCCGGUGCUGUAUACCAUGCCCCACUUGCUCACGCUGGAUUCCGCAGUAAUUGGUAAUUCGAGUUCACUCGCCCCCUAUACAAGGUGUGGUUGAAAACGGGAAGCAAAACAACUUGGUAUUGCCAUGGAGCUGUUGCUGGAUGUGAACGAGCUUGACAGUCCCGCUUUCGAGCUGAAUCGUAGCUGGGUAUAAUGUUUUCUGAUACCUAUUCGACUCCAGAUUUCCACGGACUAGGGGAACAAAAUAAUUUGGAUCUUGAAUUAGAAUUGGCGAGAAAGAAGAACCUUUUCUGAUCAAUGUAAAGGCGAAGCAGAAGAGUUAUUAUUAUUCCGGUUCCUCGAUUCUUCCCCCAAUCUGCUGACUAGAGAUCAAGGAGGAGGAGGGGGAGGAGGCGGAGAGGGAAGAAGGGGGUUGAAGGCGGCCAGCAAUUGGUAAAGAAAUCGGUGGGCCAAGUGGAUGAGAUUUAGGGAAUAAAAUAGUGAGAUAAUCCAGAAAGGAAAUAAUUAGUUUAAUCGCCGCAUAUCUCGUGAAAAUCCAGAAAUUCGAUUCAGUUGUUGCUUCGAGAGGAGAGUUGUCUUCAAUAUCUUCUCGCCUUCAUUGCAUUGCACUCCACCAAAGAGUUCACUUUCUUUUUUGCUUCGCUGUUAUCCUCGCCAGCUCUCUUGUUUGUUUAAUAUCUAAGAACAGGUGUGCUGCCUCUGGCUUUGUCCGUAAUCCCCAGCCAAAGCCCCAGAGAUUUGAACAGAAAGGUGCGGCUUUUUUUUAAUAGCUGUGUUCCCCCUCUCUUUCACUCAUCUCCCCUGUCCGGGAUCUGUGAGCUUUUCUUUUACCCAAGUGCCUGGUGGUGACCAAUUUGUUGAGGGAGGAGUUUGAGAAUGGAGGCACCAAACUCACUCUUUCAUCCUUAAAAGGGAAAGAGCGAAGAAUAACAAGUGAGUCUCUUUUACCUCUUUGUGCAUACUGGAGCCAAAAAGAGAAAGGGAGAGGCGAGAUUGGGUGUUGGACUCUCCUGAGAUGGGCUUGGAGGUAGUAGCGGUAGCUGAAAAUAUGUGGUGGUGGAACAGAAAUGUGAUCAUGGCGAUGUGGGUGAUGCUUUCGAUAGGGUUUUGCAUAGGUUUCCAUUGUCACAUGAGAACAGAAAGUAUGAGAAAGGCAGAGGAAAUGUUAACGAGCAUGUGCGAAGAGAGGGCAAGGAUGCUGCAAGAGCAGUUUGCUGUGAGUGUCAAUCAUGUGCACGCUCUAGCGAUUCUUGUAUCUACCUUUCAUUACCAGAAAGACCCACCAGCCCUUGAUCAGGAGACAUUUGCUGAGUAUACAGCAAGGACAUCUUUCGAACGGCCAUUAUUGAAUGGAGUGGCCUAUGCACAACGAGUUAUACAUCCUGACAGACAACUGUUUGAGAAUCAGCAGGGUUGGACAAUCAAGACCAUGAAACGGGAGCCAUCUCCUAUCCAAGAUGAGUAUGCUCCUGUGAUAUACUCGCAGGAAACUGUUUCCUACAUUGAAGCCCUUGACAUGAUGUCCGGAGAGGAGGAUCGUGAAAAUAUCUUACGUGCUAGAGCCACUGGCAAAGCUGUUCUUACAAGACCCUUCAGGCUAUUGGAGUCUAAUCAUCUUGGAGUAGUUUUGACAUUUCCUGUAUAUCUAUCAGGUCUUCCUUUUGAUGCAACAGCUGAAGAACGCGCGAAGGCAACUGCAGGGUAUCUUGGAGGAGCAUUUGAUGUUGAAUCUCUAGUGGAAAAUCUGUUGCGCCAACUUGCUGGGAACCAGGAAAUUGUUGUGAAUGUGUAUGAUGUCACAAAUUCAUGUGAACCCUUACUAAUGUAUGGAAUCCAUCCUCCUGAUGGUCACAUGUCCCCUUCCCAUGUCAGUAUGCUCGAUUUUGGAGAUCCAUUUAGGAAACAUGAAAUGAACUGCAGGUACCGCAAGAAGCCUCCAGUUUCGUUGUCAUCCAUCACUACGCCAACUGGCAUUUUCGUGAUCUUUAUGCUGGCAGGAUAUAUAGGUUAUGCUGCUUGGAGCCACUAUGACAAUGUUAAGGAGGAUUUUCGGAAAAUGGAAGAGCUUAAAAGGCAAGCAGAGGCUGCAGAUGUUGCUAAAUCCCAGUUUCUUGCCACCGUCUCCCAUGAAAUCAGAACGCCUAUGAAUGGAGUCCUUGGAAUGCUUGAUAUGCUUUUAGAUACAGACCUAAAUUCAACUCAGAAGGAUUAUGCACAAACUGCUCAAGUAUGUGGUAGAGCACUGAUCUCACUAAUAAAUGAAGUACUUGAUUGUGCAAAGAUUGAAGCUGGAAAGUUGGAGAUUGAGUCAGUACCAUUUGACCUACGAUCCAUACUAGAUGAUGUCAUAUCUUUAUUUUCUGCAACAUCAAGAGAAAAAGGAAUUGAGCUUGCUGUCUAUGUUUCAGACAGGGUUCCUAGUAUUCUUAUGGGAGAUCCUGGGAGGUUUCGGCAAAUAAUCACAAAUCUUGUUGGAAACUCUGUGAAAUUCACCGAGCGUGGUCACAUUUUUGUCCAAGUUCAUCUGGCUGAUCAUGUGAAAAUGGUGAUGGAUGCAAAAGCUGAACACGGCUUGAAUGGACAUGCCAGUAAAGUGAACUGUACAUCAGCCAAUGGUGCAUUCAAUACAUUAAGUGGUCUAGAAGUUGCUGAUUAUAGUAAUACAUGGGAAAGUUUCAGACUGCUACUCUCUGAUGGCGAAUCCUUACCUUACACAUUAGGAAAUGGUUCAGUUUCUGAAACUCUGGCAGAUAAAGUAGCUUUAAUGGUUAGUGUUGAGGAUACAGGGAUCGGGAUCCCUGUGAAUGCCCAAGAACGAGUUUUCACACCAUUUAUGCAGGCUGACAGCUCAACUUCUAGGAAUUAUGGAGGAACUGGUAUUGGAUUGAGCAUCAGCAAGUGUCUAAUUGAAUUGAUGGGAGGCAAGAUAAGCUUCUGUAGCAGACCUGAUAUUGGAAGCACUUUUAUUUUCACUGCAGUCUUCCAGAGAUGUAGAAAAGGUGCUGGUGUUGAUAGGAAGAGAUCAGUGUCUGAAGUUUUGCCAACCUGUUUUAGAGGGAUGAGAGCAACUUUAGUUGACAGACAUCCAGUAAGAUCUGCUGUAACCAAAUAUCAUCUGCGAAGGUUGGGCAUAAUUGCUGCUGACGUUAGUACAAUAAACGAGGCACUUUCUGUACUAUCUGGACAAAAUGGCUAUUCAAAUUCUAGUCAUCCUGGAAAGCAGCCAUCCAUCUUGUUGAUUGAGAAAGAUUCCUGGGAUUCCAAAAUUGAUUUUCGCAUUCAGAAUGACCUUUUGAAAUGGAAAGAAGCUGGUCGUACAAAUGAUGUGCCCAAGAUUGUCUUGUUAUUGACUGCUGAAACUGACAAAACAAGAAUUGGAUCGCAUGUAGAUGCUGUAGUAAUGAAGCCGUUGCGAACAAGCACUAUAGCGACAUGCUUGCAACAAACAUUGGGGAUGGGUAAAGUCCAAAAUAAAGAUACCCAUAGCGGUUCAAAUUUCCUUCACCAUUUGUUGGAUGGGAAAAAUAUACUUGUGGUUGAUGAUAACAAGGUAAAUCUGAGAGUUGCUGCAGCAGCGCUGAAAAAGUAUGGAGCAAAGGUAGAGUGUGUUGAAAAUGGCAAAAGUGCACUUUCUCUGCUCCAGCCCCCACACAAGUUUGAUGCUUGCUUUAUGGAUAUCCAGAUGCCAGAGAUGGACGGGUUUCAGGCGACUCAGGAGAUACGUAAAUUGGAGGACAUGGCAAGUGAAGAAGCUUAUAUGGAAGAAGGAUCAACAAAGGCUAAAUUGCGCGUGCCAAUCCUGGCAAUGACUGCGGAUGUUAUCCAAGCAACAUAUGAGCAGUGUGUCAGAUGCGGCAUGGAUGGGUACGUUUCCAAGCCUUUUGAGGAAGCCCAGCUUUAUCAAGCAGUCGCCAAAUUCUUGGUUUCACAGCCCAUUUCAGGUUCUUGACAGCAUUCGCAUUCUGGCAUUUGCACAUUUGAAGGGUACGUUAGUGUACGUCAGUAGAUGAAUUCUUGCCUGAGGUCCCUUGCAUGUUGGAAACUGGCGCAAUGGGGGAAAAAAGCCAGAAGUUCCUUUUUCUAUGGAACUGAAAAAAAAAGAGGCUGAUUUUGAUGAUUCGUCUUUGUAUUUUCAUGGAGCCAUUUUAAGUUUAGACUAUGCUGUUGUAAAUCUGAAACUUACAGCAUCAGAGGCUUAAAAAAACAUUAAGCAUUAGGGGAUAACGAGUAUCAUCCUUCCUGUAAUCUGGACUGGAUGGUGUCUUGGGCAAGGUAAGAUCUCAGGACCAUGCCAUGUAAGUGCUGUAAAUUAUGUUUAUGGUAAAUUUCUUUCUUUCUUUACAA